Staurois parvus is the source of this 735-nucleotide messenger RNA. The record is from the annotation of a GenBank genome assembly. Lineage: Eukaryota; Metazoa; Chordata; Amphibia; Anura; Ranidae.
AUGCCCGCUGUCCAGUCAGACGAUCCAAUGUCUGACCCAGUGCCCGCGGUCAUACCAGUUGACUCGGAGCCCACUGCCUUGCCAGAUGACGCGGUGCCCGCUGUCGAGCCAAAUGACCUGAUGCCUGGUGACCCGAUGCCCGCUGUCCAGCCAGACGAUCCAAUGUCUGACCCAGUGCCAGCGGUCAUCCCAGUUGACUCGGAGCCCACUGUUGUGCCUGACCUGUCGCUCCGCCUGGGGGUCCGGCGCCCGCCGCUCCGCCUGGGGGCACGAUGCCUGUCGCCCCGCCUGGGGGCACGGUGCCUGUCGCCCCGCCUGGGGGCACGAUGCCUGUCGCCCCGCCUGGGGGCCCGAUGCCGGUCGCCCCGCCCGGGGGCCCGGUGCCUGUCGCCCCGCCCGGGGGCCCGGUGCCUGUCGCCCCGCCCGGGGGCCCGGUGCCUGCCGCUCCGCCCGGGGGCCCGGUGCCUGCCGCUCCGCCCGGGGGCCCGGUGCCUGCUGCUCCGCCUGGUGGCCCGCUGCCUGCUGCUUCACCUGGUAAUCCGAUGUGCCUCUGCCCGGAGUCCUGCCCGAUGUGCCUCUGCCCGGAGUCCUGCCCGAUGUGCCUCUGCCCGGUGUGCCUCUGCCCGGAGUCCUGCCCGAUGUGCCUCUGCCCGGAGUCCUGCCCGAUGUGCCUCUGCCCGAUGUGCCUCUGCCCGGAGUCCUGCCCGAUGUGCCUCUGCCCGGUGUGCCUCUGCC